AUGUCACCAUCACAAUUCAAAUUCGCCAACUCUGAAUCCAAAGUCCCAGGAAAUGGUGCCCUUCCCCCAGAGUUUACCAUCAACGCACCAGCUUCCACGGAUAUAUGGGCCAAGCCGCCCUCUACCGCCCGCUUCUCAGCUCCGAUCUUGUAUAAGUCGAUGCCGCUAAAGUCAUUCAAGCGGAUCCGUGUCGCGUUCAAUGCCCCUUGGGAGAAAAACUAUGACCAGGGCGGCGUGAUCCUUGUCCUCAAUACCGCCAAUCGUGGCCAGAAGUGGGUAAAGAGCGGCAUUGAACUUACCAACGGCAGACCCCACCUCAGUGUCGUUGCCAAAGACAACUGGGCGGACUGGGGCUUACUUCCAGUGCCUUCGGGUGGUGGUGCAGCAACCCUUGAGCUUGUAAAGGAAAAGGAUGAUAGUCUGUGGAUCUAUCUUGUUGAGGGUUUGCAAAAGUCUCCUAUCCGGGAGGUCACUUGGGUCUUUGCGGAGGAGAAUGUGAAGGAGUUCUGGGUUGGUAUCUAUGCUGCCCGGCCAUCAAUUGAGGGCGGGGAGUUGCCUGUCAAUUUCGGUCAUUUGAUUGUAGACCAGGAUUAG
Penicillium digitatum Pd1 is the source of this 594-nucleotide messenger RNA. RefSeq lists its product as uncharacterized. The record is from RefSeq and is a predicted model, not a curated record. NCBI's taxonomy places the organism in Eukaryota, Fungi, Ascomycota, Eurotiomycetes, Eurotiales, Aspergillaceae.